AUGGCGAUAUUGCAGCAGGACACCAGCAGAAAUGGUGAUGUUGACAUGCAGAAUGAUUGUAUCAGAGCACCUGAUGAAGAAGAGAUUACAGAAAAUAAAAGCUACAGCUGGGAAGGUUUAGGAAUGAGGGAGGUUCCUAUGACAAUUGUCACAACAGAAGUCCUCAAUUUCAGCUUCAAUGAGCUCCUUUCCCUCCGAGAUUUUGUGAGACAGGCAGCUUUGUUUCCUCAAGGUGUCACAUCAGCUUGGUGUAACUUUCCCAACAACAGACAGCUGAAGGCAGUCAUUCUGGCCAGAAACCUGCUCAUGUUUCUGUCUGACACAGCAUUUGCUGGCCCACGUUCCCUGGAGAACUUAACACAGACAGGAAUAACAAGUAUGUUCUUUACUCCAGUGACAAAUCUUGGCAACUUAGGUAUCUUCAUCUUGGGCAGCAACCACAUCUCUUCACUGCAGCUUCCUCCCAACCUUCUCACACGAAACGUCACACUCGACUUUCAAAUGAACAACAUACAAGCAAUCACAGCAGAAGAUGUCCAAGCCUUGCAGAAGACCAGCAAUGUAACUGUCAUCCUUAAAGGCAAUGACAUUACACACAUUGAAUCUGGAUCUUUUCAGUCACAUUUCUACAGCUUGGACUUAGUGGGCUGUGCUGGCAUCCCUGGGGUCCUGUUAGGAAUGCAGAACUCCACAGCCCAGACCUUUUGGCUGGGAACAUUAUAUGUUGUGGAAAAUGAGCUCUACAUAAGCCCAGAUAUUUUACAAGGCCUCUGUAGUAUCUCUGUCAAGGAUCUCUGUCUGCAGUUAUGGCACUUCAGAAAUAGAAAUGCUGACACAUUUCAGAGCUUAACCAGGCUCCGAAAGUUGGAUCUAACCCAAACCCACAUCCAUGCACUGCUCCCUGGCAUCAGCUUGCAAGAGGAGAUGGUUUUCAAUGCAAACUGCUUUGAGCACCUCUGCAACACCAGCUCUGCUGCCUUCCCCUCCUGCACCCACCUCCACAUCAAGGGUAACUCACAGGUUCUGCAGCCAGGCUCUGGCUAUUUGGGGAAACUGGCAAAGCUUCAACAUCUAGAUUUAAGUCAGAGUCACUUUUAAAGUUGAUGCUCUAGCAAAGCACUGAGAGCUCUGAGCAGACUUUGUCACCUGAAUCUGAACUACAACAAACACCUCCAUCUCCAGGACAUACUCAUUUAGGACAGUGCUAGCCUAGAGCUGCUGGACUUACCCUUCAUUCCUGUCUAUAUCAACACCUUACAGAGUCCUUUCCAAAAUCUGCAUCUGAACAAUCUUUCCUCAUCCCACAGUAAUACUAGCAUUGAGCACAUCUUUCAAGACUUGAAAAACCUCAUGUUCUUGGACCUUAGUCAAAAUAACUUUGAUUUGGGGGUCAUGCCAAAGGACAAACUGUUCCAACAACUAUCCAAUUUAGAGGUGCUAAUAUUAUCAUGCUGUGAACUGACAUCAAUAGGUAACAAGGUAUUUCACAACCUCAGGAAGUUACAACAUGUUGAUCUGAGUUACAACAAAUUUACUACAUUCAGCACAGAUGUGUUUUCAAUUCUCAAGAGUAUCUAUCUAUCUUACUGUGCCCAUAAGAGGAUCCACAUUGUAUCAGGUGACCAGCUAGUGCCCCUAAGCGGCCAGUUUAUAAUCAAUUUAAGCUACAACCCUCUGGACUACACCUGUUCUAAGAUUGAUUUAAUCACCUAGUACAAACAACAUCUGAAUAAAAUUGAAGACCCUGAAGGAACAAGGCACUCUGAAUCCAAAUGGCUAGUUGGGUUUAGCUGGCCACCAUCUCACUUUCCUGUGGGAAGGACACGUCAGGAAUCAUUGCAGUUGUCGCUGUUUUAUCUUGUAGUGCCAUCUUCAUUUGGGGUGCUAUUUCAAGCAAAGUUUACAGCAACUGUAAGUCUAGGAUGGGGACAUAGAAAAUGUCUACAGCAACUGUAUUAA
Messenger RNA from Lonchura striata (white-rumped munia), 1959 nucleotides. The record is from RefSeq and is a predicted model, not a curated record. Lineage: Eukaryota; Metazoa; Chordata; Aves; Passeriformes; Estrildidae.